AUGCGGGUCGGUCCCGUGCGCUCUGCCAUGAACGGCGUCUCGCAGCCCCGCACUCCGGCCUUGCUGCUCGCCGCCGGCCGGGGCACCCCGGCCAAACGCCUGCUGGACGCGGACGACGCGGCGGCCGUGGCGGCCAAGUGCCCGCGUCUCUCCGAGUGUUCGAGCCCCCCGGACUACCUCAGCCCCCCCGGCUCUCCCUGCAGCCCGCAGCCUCCGCCCGCCGCCCCAGGGGCCGGCGGCGGCUCCGGGAGCGUGCCGGGGCCCAGCCGCAUCGCCGACUACCUGCUGCUGCCCCUGGCUGAGCGCGAGCAUGUGUCCCGGGCGCUGUGCAUCCACACCGGCCGCGAGCUGCGCUGCAAGGUGUUUCCCAUUAAACACUACCAGGACAAAAUCCGGCCUUACAUCCAGCUGCCAUCACAUAGGAACAUCACGGGCAUCGUGGAGGUGAUCCUUGGGGAAACAAAGGCCUACGUCUUCUUUGAGAGGGACUUUGGGGACAUGCACUCCUACGUGCGCAGCCGGAAGAGGCUGCGGGAAGAGGAGGCCGCCCGGCUUUUCAAGCAGAUUGUCUCUGCCGUUGCCCACUGCCACCAGUCAGCCAUUGUGCUGGGGGACCUGAAGCUUAGGAAGUUUGUCUUCUCCACCGAAGAGAGAACCCAGCUCAGACUGGAAAGUCUAGAAGAUACACACAUAAUCAAGGGAGAAGAUGAUGCUUUGUCAGACAAACACGGCUGCCCAGCCUAUGUGAGCCCCGAGAUUCUGAACACCACGGGGACCUACUCUGGAAAGGCAGCGGACGUUUGGAGCCUUGGGGUGAUGCUCUACACCCUUUUGGUGGGGCGCUACCCCUUCCAUGACUCAGACCCCAGUGCCCUUUUCUCCAAAAUCCGACGUGGACAGUUCUGCAUUCCUGACCACAUUUCUCCCAAAGCCAGGUGCCUGAUUCGCAGCCUCCUGAGACGGGAGCCUUCGGAGAGACUCACUGCCCCAGAGAUCUUACUCCAUCCCUGGUUUGAGUCUACUCCACAUGCCACAUCUAAGUGUUCACAUGCUACAGAGCAUAACCAAAACCAAAAACAAACAAAAUUCAGUCUAGUGAAAGGAUGGAACAGAAAACAAUAG
Messenger RNA from Rangifer tarandus platyrhynchus (Svalbard reindeer), 1122 nucleotides. The record is from the annotation of a GenBank genome assembly. NCBI's taxonomy places the organism in Eukaryota, Metazoa, Chordata, Mammalia, Artiodactyla, Cervidae.